Molecule: messenger RNA, 2519 nt
Organism: Paramecium octaurelia
Lineage: Eukaryota; Ciliophora; Oligohymenophorea; Peniculida; Parameciidae
Source: the annotation of a GenBank genome assembly
CAAAUGAACCCAUAAGAUGCGCCAUAACAGGAUUUAAUCUACAGGGACUUCCUCGAAAGAUUUCUCAGUAACAUAGACAUUGCACAAAUCGAAGCCAUGAGACAACAAAACAAAAUUAGAUUCCCAAUCAAUUUAGAUCUUUUGAGAUAGGAAUCGAGAUAACAAUACCCUAACUUGUAAAACAGUUAUAUUUAUGUAUACUUUAGAGUUGAUGACUUGAUUAGAAAUCCAACUGAUUUUAUUAGAGUUUUCCAACAGAAAUUAAGUCAAAUAUGCAAACAAUUACAAGAUCAAUAGGAAGAUGAUGAUAAAAAGGGAGUGUAGACUGAUAAAACAUAUAAAAUCUACUUUGAAGGUAAAUUAGGAAAGAAUUACGUGACUCCAAGAGGUUUGGGAGCUGCAUAAAUAAAUUAAUUAGUUUGCACAUAAGCAAUAGUAACUAAAAUGUCUUUGGUUUUGUUGAAACUACAGAAAUCAGUUCACUUUAUAGAGAAGAAGAACCAAUUCAAAUAAGUGGAAUACUUCAAUAACAUGGAUCCAAGUGCUAGGACAUCCUCAAGAUAAGUUAGAGUAGUAUAGAAGAAGGAUGAAGAAGGUAACCCUAUGAUUUUUGAAUUUGGGUUAAGUGAUCUAAAUGACAUGUAGACAUUAGUGGUCUAAGAGUUGCCAGAGAGAACCCCCACUGGAAUGUUGCCAAGAUCACUAGAAGUCAUUUUAGAUUAAGAUUUAGUUGAUAGAGUGAAACCAGGAGACAGAGUCGAAGUAUUUAAACAUAAAAAUAACCAUAGAUUACUGGAGUGUAUAAGUGUAUUCCAAAUUCAUCGACUAAGGCAAAUGGAACCUUCAGAACUACUUUGAUAGCAUAGAACAUUAAAGUAAUGAAUGCUGUACAAGAAACAAAGAUAUCAGAAGUUGAUAUCAGGCACAUCAAAGAAAUUGCCAAAAAGCCAAGUAUUUAAUGAUAAUAAUGUAAGAUCUUUUGGAAUACAUGUCAAAAUCCAUAGCUCCAUCAAUAUUUGGACAUGGGAUUGUUAAGUAGUCCGUGCUGUUGCAGUUGUUAGGAGGAACGGAAAAGAAUUUAGAGACAGGAACUCAUUUAAGAGGAGAUAUCAAUAUUCUUUUGAUAGGAGAUCCCUCAACUGCUAAAUCCUAAUUACUUAGAUAUGUUAUGGGAACUGCUCCAUUGGUAGUUACUACAACAGGUAGAGGAACAUCCAGUGUUGGUUUGACUGCUGCAGUUAAGAGGGACAAUGAAACAGGAGAGAAUACAUUGGAGGCAGGUGCCAUGGUUUUAGCAGAUGGUGGAGUUAUUUUGAUAGAUGAGUUUGAUAAGAUGAAUGAAAUAGAUAGAGUAGCAAUUCAUGAAGUAAUGGAAUAACAAACAGUCACUAUUGCAAAGGCUGGAAUACAUUGUUCAUUAAAUGCAAGAUGUUCUGUUUUAGCUGCUGCAAAUCCUCUUUAUGGUGAAUAUCAAUUAGAUAUGGCUCCAACUAAAAAUAUUGGUUUACCAGAUUCUUUAUUGAGUAGAUUUGAUUUGUUGUUUAUUAUAUUGGAUGAAAAGAAGAAGGAUAUUGAUAGAAAGGUAGCUGAAAGAGUUACAAAGAAUCACAGAUACAAGGGAUAAUAUGAUGAGGAAGAAAAUAUUGGAGAUAUCAUUUAACCUAUGGCUUAGAUGAGUAUCAAAUAAGAGAUUUCUCCUUUUGUUCAAUAAUCUGCCAUCUAUCAUUCAAACGAUCAAAAAGACCUAUUGACAUAAUCAUUCCUUAAGAAAUAUAUCAUGUAUGCAAAAGAAAAUUAUCCCAAUGUGAUCUUAGAUGAUGAGGCAGCGGAGGAAGUGACUAGACAAUGGACCAAAAUGAGACAAAAUGAUUUGUUAGAAAAAUAAAUCAGAACUCAACCCAUCACUAUCAGAUCUUUAGAAUCAUUAAUCAGACUGGCUUCAGCUCAUGCUAAAUUAAGACUAUCUAAUGUAGUAACCAAACAAGAUGUUAAGAUUGGAGCCAAACUAAUGAAAAUCUCUUUACAAAUGGAUUAAGAUGAGGAAGUUGAAGACAAUAAAAAACCAAGUGGUAGAAAGUCAAGUCUAUAAAGACUUAAAAGUGAAUAGCCUUUAUCUGCGGGAAGAUAAAAGAUUGAGUCCGAAUAACCUAAGUAGGAAGAACAAGAAAAUCAACUUAUUGUUAAGAGUGAUAAGAAGAAGUAAAAAUAGGAUGAUCCCAAAGAUAAGGAAGCUGAGUUCCAUUUAUACUUGCAAUAGGCUCAUUCAUAAAACAUCACAAGAGAUUAAUUGAAGGCUGUCCAUAAGGUGUUGAGAGACUUCAAAGAAAAAGUAUAUUAAUAUAUCAUUAUCUUAGCUUCAUCAAGAUGUUGUUGAUAUCGAUAUUAUCUGGGGAGAACUGUAAAGUUAGAGUAGAAUCAUUAUUGCUGAUUAUUUAUAAUUCUUAAAAUGCCUUCUGGAAUUGGAUAAACAAGAAAAGGUCUAAUUUGAUGACAAGAAAAGAACUGUGUAGUUAUUAUGA